Volvox carteri f. nagariensis is the source of this 4590-nucleotide messenger RNA. RefSeq lists its product as uncharacterized. The coding region runs from base 1 to 4590 and encodes 1529 amino acids. NCBI's taxonomy places the organism in Eukaryota, Viridiplantae, Chlorophyta, Chlorophyceae, Chlamydomonadales, Volvocaceae. The record is from RefSeq and is a predicted model, not a curated record. The transcript has 26 exons.
AUGGACAUCGGUCACGGAAAGUACAGUAUCGUACUUGUCAAGCUCAGGUCAAGAGAGAUGAAGUGCGGUGGUGUGGACUGCGCUUCCAGGGAGAAGAAGGACAAGGAGCAAAUGGGCGAGCUGUGGCCCGUUGUGAUCACCAGCACCAUUCAUGCCACCAAGGGGUUGGAGCGGCCAGUGGUGUUUGUGGCGCGUUGGACCCACUACGUGCACGGGGAGCUGCGUCCAGUGGGUUGCUCCGCCAUCGCGCUGCCAAGCGAUGCCGGUGUGGUCGAGCGGCGGAUGCUACAUGACUUUCAGGAUUCCGUUUCCCUGCGAAGCCGCCGUCAUAAGUCUGAACGUAGAUGGAAACCGGGUGGAGAUCAGGCCUUUACGGAAAGCUCUGCACGGCCUGCGCAACGAACGGCAGAUGACGUCGCGCAGUUAGUCGCCUUCCUAUCAGAGCAGCCCUUCUUCACCGGGUUAUCUCCCUCCAGCUUGGAGCUCCUAAGCACAUGCAUGGGAUUACAAUAUGCUGCUCCUGGCGAGGUGGUCCUUCAUGUCGGCGAGCUGACGGACCGAAUGUACGUACUGCUCAGCGGUAGCUGCUGGGUUGUACGGCACUCCCGUCGGGAGGGUUUCGAGCCUCAACCGCCACAGCAACUGAUGCCGGGACAGGCCGUGGGGCUGCUGUGUCUCUACCCCAUGCCGACCUUUGCGCUUACUUUGCUUUGUCCCACUCGCCCCCAGGCUCUAUGUGAAGCAGCAUUGGUUGUCUCGGGCCGUCGCUCGGAUAGCGCAGUAACGGUGGAGGCGACGCCUUUUCCUUCGGCGUUGGCAGCUGCAGUUGGCGGAGCCGAAGAUGAAGGUGCUGGCACGAGCGGCGAAACCGGCCAAGAGGCCUCCGGCGGCGGCGGCGAGGAGAGGGGUAGCAGCAGCUGCGGGGGAAAGCGCAAUGGCGGGGCAGCACUGUUGGUGAUGACCCGGGUGGCCUGGAACGACAUGUGUGCGCGAGCGCCCUCGAAGCGGACCUUGGAGCAGUCGGAGGAUCUGGCGGCACUGCUGAGACUGGUGUUGCCGGGCUUGUGUUCCGCCUCCUCGGGUCCCGUACUCCGUGCCAUGUCCGAGUCUGCCUUCCUGCGCCACCUGCCCCCGGGCACCAUCAUGUUCGAGGAGGCUACCCGGGCGGAGGCGCAGUUCCUGGUGCUGGCGGGAGGGGUGGAGAUGCACUUGCGACACAGGCGCCAGGGCGCUGCCAAUCGCGCCGCACUGCGGUCGGCGCUGCGAAGCGCAGUGGCGGCAGCGCGGGGCAGGAGUGCGCGCGGCAACGCCAAGGGGGGCGGCGAUGCUCAGCCCAAGUCCAUCAGACAGAAGAUCGAGGAGGAGCGGCGGGCUCGUGCGCAGAUCAAGCAGUCCCUGGCGCUGCAGCGGGAGGGGCUGCGCACUCCGAAGGCCCACAGCAGCCGGGUGUCGGGUGCCAGGCAGGUCGAGGAGGAGUUCAAAAAGUGGAUGCUGGAGUUCCUCAGCCGGGUGGGGCUGUGCGAGAAACGAUCUGGCGACACCGCAACGGCUGGUGACGGGGACGGUGGCAGCAGCACCGGGGGCAGGAGCAGAACCGGCCUCAGCCGAACGGUCUCCAUCAAGGCGGCCAAUGCGUGGCGCCGCGCCGCUGCUAAAGCGUUGGCGGCCGGAGGCGACGACGAUGACCACGGCGUGAGGCCUUCGAUCGACCGGAAGGAUACGACACUGUUGGAGUACGAGCGGCGGAAGAUGGAGGAGGCGGGUGGUCUCAAGGACGUAGGCAAUAUGCUGGGCGGUGCGGCUGCACGCAAGGCCUAUAUGCGGGGCCUGGCGGCCAAGGAUGGCGGCAUGUACGAGGAUGAUGAUCCCCAGGAAGAGGAGGGCAGACACACGGGCGCUGGGCUCGCUACACAGGCAUCUCGAAAGGCCGGCGGAGUGCACUGGGACACCCAGCAGGAGCCAGGGCGUGACAACAAGGCCGGCGAAGAGGAGCCGGAUGUGGAUGUGGACGAAGAGGAGGAGGGCGACCCGUAUAUCGACGCUGUGGAGAAAGUCAUGGGCAUCGCCAAGCAAGAAAGUGGCAGCGCUGACAAUGGCAAAAUGUCCACGGGCAGCAGCGCUGUAGCUGGCCAGGGUGGCUCCGGCAGUGGCGUCGGCGGUGGUGGCGGCGACCCAGACGCUGAUGCUGAGGAUCAGCGUACCGCUGAAGAUGUCGACCUCCUGCAACUCAAUGGCGGCGACGAUGCCGCCACCGCGGGUGGUGUCGGCACCAGCACCUCUGGCAGUGCCGCGAGUGGUCCAGGGCCCGACGACGUGGUGGACGACGCGUGUGAGGAGCACUUGGAACAGCUAUAUGGGCCCUGCGGUGGGAGGGUAGAGGUGGGCCAGGUGGCGGGCGAGUUGCCUGCGAUGUUGUUGGACCGGUCCAAGCGAGGUGGCGCACAGCGGACACGGCGGGCACACUCGGCAAUCGCAGGUCCUCUGGGUGCUGAUGUGUUGGUGGUGGCUCUCGAUGCCCUCCGUCGUGGCCACGAGGCCGUCCGGGACGACCUGGUUUCGGAGCGGCUGGCGGUGCUGACGUCACUGGAGCCGCUGAGGGGACUUAGUGACGAACACCAGGCGCAACUGGCGCUGGGGGCAACGGUGGUCAGUCUGGGCGGUAACCAAGUGGUGGUACGGCAAGGUCAAGAUGUGGAUGCGCUGUUUGUCGUACUGGAAGGUGAAGUGCGGCUUCUCGAUGACCCAGACAUCACGCCCUCAGCACCGCCACCGCCGCAACAGAGCCAACAGCCAUCAGCCGCCAUGGCCGCCGGCGCCGGCGCCAGUACUUCGGGGGCCACUGCCACUAGCUGUGGUGCCGGUGCUGGCACCGCCGCCACUGCGCCAGAUUCACCCUUCCGCUCAGCGACUGCCGCGGCAGGCGGCGGCAAGCUGAUGUCGAUAAAGAUACGUAGAGCUGCGGCUGCGCUUGCCGCGCUCACCCUGCUGGGCCCCGGUGGCUCAUUCGGAGAGAACGUGUUGGGCUACCCGGAGGACGUGGCUGCGGCGGCGGCGAAGGCGGAGUCCUGGGAGGACAAUGGUGCCGAGGCGGCUGUCCCAACGUCGCAAUACCUGGCAACGGCGAUGACCUCCCGACCUACUAAGCUGCUGGUGAUGCCGCGGUCCCUCCUGCUCAAGUACGGCUAUCUUCGGUCCUCCCUGCCGCCAUUCGCCCAGCUGCGGAGGGAGGCAAUCAACGGACGGAGGAAGCAGCUCAGGGCGGGAGUGCAGAACCGACCCGCAGCAGCGGCGACCGGGUCGUCCGCCACCACUACAGUGGCACCGGCCGCCGUCAGCAGUGGCAACGUUGGCAGCACUGCCGCCGCUGCUGCCGGCACCGCUGUGCAGUCUGCGGGGGCAAUGGCUCUGGGAUCGUUCCAGACGCCACGACCGCCGCCGCUGAGGCCGUCUGAAGUCCUUGAGCAGCUGGGCUUCAAGCCCGUGCUUCGGAGAAUGUACAACGCCGGCGCCAAGAUUGGCACCUCUGGCGGCGGCAGCAGCGGCAGCGGUCCCAACUCCGCUGCUGCGAUUGCAUCCGGCGGCACUGCCCGAACCCCCAACCCUGCGGCAGCCUCAGCCGGCAGCGUCAGCAGCAGUAACGGCAACAGUGGCACUGGGAGUGGCAUUGGUGUGCCGAACCCUCUUCCUUCUCCUCUCCCGCACCCUCUCAGUAACGGCCUCGCGGCCACCACUGCCGCUGCUGCCGUCGGCGUUGACCGCCAGCACCGACGAGACCUCCUUGCGGCCAGUGCCCUUGCCGCCAACAACCCCCAGAGCCUCUCAAAUGCCAUUGCCCGUGCUCGGGGGGAAGACAUCUCAUCCCUUCCGGUUGUCAUACACAGCUUCACGGCAGCAGCGGCUGCGGCGCAAUCAGGCUAUAGAGCAACGGCCGACGGCGCUUCGACAGCAUCGGAGCUAGCGGUGCCGAGCGUUAACGUCGGCUUGGCGCUGCCAACGCCCUUCUCUAGCAGUGCUGCUGCGCGGAUGCGGCCGUUGCGGCUGUCAGUAUCCGGCGUCGGAACCUUCGUCGCCGACAGCAACACUCCGUCUCCCAUACGGCGCUCCAGCUUAUCCGGCGGCAUGCUGGUCAAUGGCUCGGUUGGUGGCGGUGGCGGCGGCAGCAGCGGCGGUGUCUCCAUACCCGCACUCGCGUCGCCUUCGCCGCUUCGUGGCAGUGGCGGCACCGUGCGCACGCCUUCGAGCUCCACAUCAGCACCCAAUCCCCACGUUGCCUCCGUACAGCUGCCGCGGCUGAGCGUAGCUGGCAACAGCAGCAGCGGCUCCGUCACACCCCUAACUGCGGGUGGCGGCAGCGGCAACGGACGGGCACUGGCACGGCCCAGCCUCCCCGGCGAGCCCUUCUUGGCCCGCCUGGAGGCGGUUGAGGCCAGCCCUAAGAGUUGCUCGCCACAGGCGUCGGGACCUUCCCAAAAUCCAGGAAGGUCCGCAAGCUCCGGGAGUAUUGGCGGCGGUGGCAGUGGCGGUGGCGGCGCGGCCGUGACGCUGCUGGGACAGCGCUCUGGGGGCUACCAGCCUGUGGCGCGGGCGUAG